Messenger RNA from Malaya genurostris, 13342 nucleotides. RefSeq names its product homeobox protein 5. The record is from RefSeq and is a predicted model, not a curated record. The transcript has 4 exons. The coding region runs from base 1233 to 3329 and encodes 698 amino acids. NCBI's taxonomy places the organism in Eukaryota, Metazoa, Arthropoda, Insecta, Diptera, Culicidae. Gene Ontology annotation, cellular component: cytoplasmic vesicle membrane.
GAUUCACUUCCACCCAAAUAACCAAGUGAAAAACACGUAAAACGGCGACAGAAAAUUUCCACCCCAAAAAAAAAGUUUUUUUUAUCCUUUACUUUUACUACGCGAGUCGAAAAAAGAGAUAGUUUUCGCGACGCAUUGUGUGUGUGUAUUUUUUUCCAGUUCUAGUGAAACAAUUUAGGGAUAAGAUCGCCACUCACAACAGGAUAUGGUGCAACAUUAUCCUGCCCAAGUGCCACAAUGGAAAUAAACCAAGAGGAUUAGCACCACAACCGAAGGCGAUUUUUCGCCUUGCACGUAUCAGUGUGUGCGUAAUGGCCAUUUCCAUACGAGUGAAAAUGUGCUUACAAGGAAAAACUAAACGAAUCGAAACAGUGAAAACAACGAUUAUGAUUGGAGCAAAGCAAUAAAUCAGGACAGUAAUCACGGUGCUGUGAGGGCAGGAAUAUCUCAUCCCGCAAAGUCCGUCGCAGAGCCAGCAGGUCAAGGAUAUUCCUCGGCAGACCCACCACCUGCCAGACCUGACCGUGAGGAAGAACAAAGAAAGACGGAACGGAAGGGGGUGGGGUGGACCGAGACAAAACACGAUGAUCACCAGCAGAGGGCCAACUUCAACUGCUGGCGGAGGUCUACUGUUGAUGUUCUACGGAAUUGCAGCCCUGUCCGAUCUACGUGACAUUAUACUGGGAGCGAGAGAGAAAAAUGACCCUCAAAAACAUAAGCAGCAGCAUCAGCAGUGGCAUAACGGAAAAAAGGACAUGUUGUAAUCCCUUCUAGCACUUAGUCGUGAUGAGCCGGGCCAGUACGCAGUAAAAGGAGGUUAUCCAAAAUAUCUAACAGUGCGGGUGCGGUGAAGUUGGUGGUGGUAGUGGUAGUGGUUGUGGUGAUUGGUGGAAAGUGCCGUAGUGCCGACAACAAAACAUAGAAAAUGACGUCGGAUUUGUCCUCGACCGCAACAGCAGCAGCAGCAGCAGGAACGCGACAAAAGCAUGGCUUGCUGUCUUACUGGGAACAUUCGUUUCCUGCUGGUGUCCAAUGGUGAUGCACACAUGUGUGUGUGUCUACUGUACGGUUUGUUGGUGCCUGGGGUGAAAGUGUGUGCCUAUGCCGAAAAUCUAUGACUGCGAAAUGAAAACAUUAACACAUAUGGACAAAAGAGGCAACCGUAACAAGUGAAGAACGGCAAUUCUGUUUCCUGGGAAUAUUGACUUAAAUCAAUCAAAAUUAAUCUACAAAUGCACAGAAAAGAUUCAGUCGUGGCGGCUCGUUUCUGCGAGGGUGGACACCGGUGCCUUCCGCCGAAGGAAUGUUGCGCCCAGGGUUGCUGCUAUCUAUACGCACCGCCCAGUGCCCCGCGAACACCGACUCCGGCAACGGACCACGUGCUGAAUCUGUUCUUCAUCAACCACUGGUACUUCUGGUGCUUCCUGCUGGCCAUCGUGUUGGCCCUGCUGUGUGCCUGUUCCCUGUGGAAGAAACGCCGCCAGCUGUGCGGUUGGGGUUCACCGGGUCACCACUCGCAAUCGGAAGGCGACUCGGCGGGAUCGUGCUACGCACCGCCCCAGUACAGCCGGUGCAACUCGUUCCACAUCCACGCCCCACCGCCGUACACUGAGGUGACUUCCAAACCGGACCUCUAUCCGCUGGUAUUCAGCUAUACCGGUGAUACGGCCAAGGCAGGAGGUCCCGGUGGAGGAGGAACCAACUAUCUGAUGGUGCAAUACUUCCGCAACUACAUUGUCCGACCGGUGGGAUCACUGUCCGGUGCGAGUACCGUAGAUUCGCUGAGCUCUAGUUUCAUCUGUACGGCUAACGAGGCCAACACGUUGAUACCGCCGCCAUAUUCGCGAGCGGCUAGUCCGGAUCAUUCGAUUUCGAUCCGGAACUAUAGUGGUAUGCCGCGGUCGGCUUCACAGCAGGCUUGCACCUUGGAAGGUGCCAGCAGUGGACACCGGCCGAACUCGGUGCCCAACUCGAACUACUACGGAGGUUUCGUCGGAGGUCACGGAUUUGUCCUGCGAGCUUCAGAAAGUGCCCAAUUCAAUAAUAUACUAAGCAACGGAGGUGAAGGUCGCAGUGGGGAUAGCGGAGGUAGAAGUAGCGAACAGUCGGGCAGUUCGGCGCAAAUUUCCGGUUCACAAAGUGAUCACUAUCGAUUUAGUGUACACAACAGCAACACCAACAACAACAGUGUUGCCAGCGAAGCAUCCAAUCCGAUGGGUUUGGUGUAUGCGCAGCACCAUGCCGCACCGGUGGCCUCAUCCAAUCACAGCGAAUCUAUCGGUGGUAGUCAGGACAGUGUACAACCACCAACCGCUAGCGAAGAUAGAAACAAUAGUAACGCAAACGGUAAUGCGUCUACGCAUAGAAAUAGUCUGGCGAAUGCGAACAUCUACAGUUCGUGUGGUUCGAUCGGUGGAAUAUCGAUAACCAUACCGGCGAACUCGGAGUGUGGCUACCAGGAUCUGAACGCACUGCGACAGAGUCUGGAAACGUGCUGUCAGAUCCUGCAGCAAAAGCAGGCCCAAUUCCGAAACUCACAUCAACAGCCUUCCUCUGGUUUCACGGCGAACAGUGAAGACUCGCCCAUCAACAUCGAACUAGCGAAGAAAUUCGAAGGACUACGCAGUUCCUACAUCGGUUCGAACACCGGCUCCAACGUGUCCAGUUUGGCAAACCUGGGAACACCGGAUUCACCGCCACGUGCCACCAGUCCAACACUGGAAGUCCGUGAGCUGCUGGAACAGAUACGACAACUGCAGAACGUCAGUACAACGAAUAGCGCAAGUGAAGGAAUCAUCGUAAUAAACCCUCAACCUCAGCCCUCAGUUGACGUUUCAGCGACGGUAUCAAAUAGUUCAAUCAACAUUAACAACAACAACAUCAACAAUAACAAUAACAAUAGUAAUAGCAAUGCUAGCAGUGUCGCAACUGCGUCACCAUCGUCUAGCCAUCCCGCGAGAAGACCAUCCUCACUGACCAGCAAGAAAAAGUUCUUCUCCAAACAUCCCUCGCAGGGAUCGUCUCUCGGUGGUCACAAAGCUCUGUACAUUCCCAUUUCAUCCAACAACAACAACAACAGCCAAUCGCAUUAUCCCACCGGGGAUCGUGGCGGACGGUCCUUGUGGAGCCCCUCGUCCGCGGCAAGUGCCGCAGCCAUCGGUUUGCUAAGCCGAGGCCGAAGUCGCUGCAUCUGGAUGUCGAAAUCGGCACCGACAACACCCGGCACUGGGUUGCCUCCUGGUGGCGCAGGCGGCGCUGGAGGUGCCAUCGGAGACAACAGUCCGCUUCUGCUGGACGAACAGGACGAGGAUGGCGAACAGAAUGUGUAGACUUGAUAGGAAGGGUUUUCGAUUUUGUGAAUCGUUUAGAGUUACCAUUAAGGGUGCAAAGAAUAGGACGCUUUUCGUGCUUUCCGUACUCGGUGCUUUCGGUUCGUGAAACCGGAUUUAGGCAGUUUUGUUGACAGUUGUAUCGCGAGUUAGUGCGAGACUGGUGGACAAUCAGUUUUUUUCUCACACUAGGAUGUGGUGGUUGACCACAGUCACUUUCAGAACAAUAAUUAGUUUCGUAGAAGUUUUCCUGUGCUUGUGAUCUAAUGACGCAGUUUCAAACUUUGUAUUUCUAGAUUCUUAGGCAAAAUGACCAACAAAAAUAGUGAGAGUUUGAUGAAAAGUUCUUGAUUUGUUCAACUUCAGUAUCUGAGUGACACGUUCAGUUUCAAAAACUUCUCAAUUAAUCUCAACUCUACAAUAUCGGCUAACAUUUACACAAUAACAACGAUACCGUGAACGGAGCCCACAUGACAAUCCAAGACAGGGAGAUGGAGCAAUUACAGAACGUCUUUUUUUAUCCAAGUAGGUAACUUUGUAGGUGCUCGUGGUUGUCGACUUUGAUGUUUUGGUUUUUCAUGUGAACAAAAUUUCCUAGGUUACGGUGUUCAAGGGCCAGAACCGGUGUUCAAGGGCCAGCAUAACCCAAAACGGUUCAAAUAAUUUUGAGCCCAGCUUUGAAGAUUUUUGGUAUCGUCAUUUUCUACGACAGUUUGAAUUUUAAUCACCCUGUAAUUCCAGAAUUGGAGAAACAUUCAGUAAUUUUGUAAGGGACACUAAGUCUUUUAAUUUGAAUUUUUGUUUGUAAAAUUCGUUUUGACCUUCUUUGCAGGAACGAUUGAGCUCUUUCGGAACCGGAAUUCGAAAAUCCGUAAAGCCUAAAUCAGUUAAAUUCACAUAAGAGAUUGUAAGCCAUUUCAUUUGAUUCAAAAUUUUUGAAACUCAGUAUAGACAUUUUAGAGAAAUCGUAGUGCGUUUCAAAUAAAACUUUUGGGCACAUUCCGGGAUCGAAAGCCGGAUACUGGAAACUGAAAUAAAUUCAGUUGGUCAUCGACUAACAAAAUCGGUAAACCCGAUAAAUUUCCUGUAUCUCCUGAACAGGAAGUCGGAUCUGAUAAAAAAAACAAUAAAUAUUCAUCGGAUCUCAGGACCUUUCAUUUGAAUCUUAGAUAGAGGAAAUCGGUUCAGCCAUCUACGAGAAAAAUAAGAGACAUUACGUAAUUUCGUUACACAUAUCAUCCUGUAGUUCCACAACCAGGAGUCAGAUCCAAAUGAAAUGCAGAAAUCUUGUAUUGGAGCAUAGGACUUUUCAUAUGAGUUUAAGUUUUUAGAAAUCGGUUACACCAUCUCCGAGAAAAUUGAGUAAAAUUUUUUUGUCACGCACACACACUCGCUGAUCUCGACGAACUGAUUCGAAUGAUAUAUGGGUGUAAGAAGUUAUUUUCUUCCAGAACCUGUUGCUGUAAGCAUUUUAAAUCAAUAUAAAUAUGAAAAUUGUUUUGAAUUCGAAGAUAAUGCCAUCUUUCUAAUACACACGUUAUAUUCGAAAGAUUAUGUUGCCAAAAAACGAACGUGCUUAAAAUCGAAACGAAGCAAAAUGUCGUGAGAAACGAUCCUGUAGACAAUCUAUAUGGUGCUUAGAAACAAUUGCAACAAGCAGUGUUAAAAACCGUGUUUCACUUUGCAACGAUUUAUCACACAGCGCUCAAAACUCCUAACAACAUUUUAACAAAUUAGUCAAUUAUUACAGAUAUUUUGACGACAAUCGGUAAAAACUUUGAAUGCAAAAACCGGAUAAAAACAUUUGUUUUUGAAGAACCGGUUGAGUUUUUGUCCGGUUUUUGCAUUCAAAGUUUAUCCGUUUCUUACAAAAAAAAAGAUGUUUUGAAACGAUUCUUGCAUUCCGUGUCUUUUCUUAACCCGGUUUUUUGUAUUCAAAGAUACUUAAACGGGUUUUCCAAUCUAUGUUGAGCUUAUCCGAUAUUUACUUUCAGUCGUUCAUUUAAUAGUGAUCAGGCUCACGAGGAGACCUUGCAUUUAAAACUAGUUUGCUCAAAAUCAGUCCAGUCAUCUCUGAGAGCUAGAGAAUUUUGUUAAGAACACACACAGACACACACAGACGUUUGCUAAGUUCAUCGAGUUGAAAAUGGAAAAGAUGAAAAACAGUGUCGCAUUUGCAUUAAGCCUACUUUGAUUGACGAUAAAUGCACUCACUUCCUUUUUCAUAUGGCGUUUUUCAUUGAAAACCACUGGUGGCGUGGAUUGGUCUGGUUUUGCACUUUCGAGCAGAAAUCGCAAUGAAACACCGUCAGAAUGUUGCAUUAGUAUCGUGCUUGCAGAAAAAAAUCAGGAGUGACGUCUCUUUCGCCGGAUUAUGUUUCUCCAGCGAAGUUCACUGUGUACCAAUGUUAUGUAGACUGUCAUGCGAUAAAUCAAUCACUCAUAAUUAUACGAAAUUUCACUACUUUGCAACAUUCAGCGGAUUGGUUACUAACAUACAUUAUCAACUUAAUGCGCAUACAGAAAGUGAUGAGAACUGAUUGAUAUUAACACUGUUUUUUCCAAAACGAUCACAUUCUUGGUUUUUUCGCUCAGUCGAAGCAAAAUCUUACAUCGAAAGAUGCCGAAUGAUAUUUUCAGAUAUUUCAUAUUUUCCAGCAAACGACAACUAAAAAACUUGCAUAGAAGAAAGAUCCUACGAAAAGAUAGAGUUAGUGAUAAACUUUUGUUUAAAAAAGUCUCGAAUGCUUAAAAAAGGUAGGGGGCGUUUCGGCCAGCAGGGGCGCUUCACUUUACCCUACUUAGUUAUGUGCUCCAAUAGUGGAAGCAACCAAAUGUACUCAUUUAUGUUAAAGCACGUGGUUCAUAAUCAAGACAACAAAAUAUGUAUGAUGUAACAUGGUUCUAUCAGUUGAUGAACAGGAAAUGACAGUUCAACUGACGUCGCUCGGAAUCGUCGUUGCGCUGGACUGUUCAGCGAAUUGCAGGCUAGUGCUACAGCAACAAUAUUUCCUAUGACAGACAAAUACGAAAACGAAUUACAAAACAACUGAUCGUCAGAAAGUCUGUAACUUGAUGUAUAAGAUUUAUUCCCAUGAGUUAUCAGUUCAGCGAAAUCUUCAAACAAUUAAACAAGCGUAACAUCGCAUAUAGUUCAACCUCAACCUUCAAGUUCUUUUUCCUUUACUCAUAUUAUCCAUUUCAUUUACUUUCUCUUCUCUCGAUUACUCAUUUCAUUCGCUAUCUACUCUAUUUAACUGUUUGUCUACACGCCUAAAUCGUGCUGAACCUCGAGCCCAUUUAAAAUCGUCUGAAAUUUUACAUGUGGAUUCCGAUUUCGAACCAAAAAUCGAUUCGAAUUAGGAAUUAGUUCUUGUAUUUGAAGCGGAUUCCAUUGAGAGAAUAAAAGAAAAUCCGAAUCAAAUUUCAGAUGAUUUAACAGAAUAGGUUCUUAUUUGCAGAUUCGCACUUGUCGCGGCUGGCUGAUUUCCCCCCUAAACGAUUGGCUAUUCCUGUAAGAAAUUUUCGCCAACAUUCUGCCAGAAUUCCGGCAAGAGUUUGGCAACAAUGCAGCAACAGUUUCCGGCAGAAAAUUUCGCUUUGCACUUUUGAACGGUUCUGUUUCUGCCAGAUUCUAGCCAUCCAAGUCUGGCAGAACCGUUUUGAAUCGGUUCUACAUUUUUAGUGCCUUUGAUUUUAUGUAUGUUUUUUUCAUAAGAAAUAUAUAUGAAGAGUAAUAACAGUUUUUACACUACCAAACAAUGCAAAGUUUUAUCUCUCAAUAUAUCCAUAAUUGCAUCUAAUUUACCUGGUCUCAAAAUUCGUUUUUAUUUUUGGAUGUGCAUGCAGGAGCGGCGAUUGACAAUUUAAGUCGAUCAGAAAAAAGUAGGAAGCUCGAGAAUGUGCAAAGGGUGACGUGACGAGAUAAUGACGCAAUUCCGCAUGCAAAAUUUGACAGCUGCUGGAAGCUUCUGCCAGCUGCCAAAAUUUCUCUUAAGCGGGAUUUCACCGUUUAUGAUUUUUGUCUUGCACGGUGAAAAUAAAGUACCCAUUUAUGGAUACUAUUCAACCCAUUUCCAAAAAUAACUGGGAAACAGAGAUGCCAGAUAUUUUCAUAAAAAAUCUGUAUUGCUUUGUACAAAAAAUCUGUAUUAAUCUGUAUUCACUAAUAAAAUGAAAUUCUUACAACAAAAUGAUGCUAAAAGAUGUUAUUCCAAUAGAUAGUGGUUGUAGGAUGGUAGAUUUUCAUAGUUUUUUUUAUUUUUUAUCCACAACAUUUGAAUUGUAAUUUAAUAUAUUCAUCUAGUUUGAAAUUGUUGACUUCAUAAUUUGACAUGGAAUUUUAACACCCAAUAUGCAACGUCAAGUCGGGUCAUACAACUCUCAGUUUGACAGUAAAGUGUCAUGAUGCCAUCACUUCCUUGAAUAUCAGUUCAAAUUGGUUUCAAAUUAUAAAAUAAAUGGAUUUCACAACAGAUUUCCAUAUUAAUUUGUGAUUUGUUCGUUGAUUGAUAGACUUUUUCUCGUAGCAUGAAUCAAAUACUUUUUUUUUCUUUCUUACUUUUUGUAAGAUCUGUAUAAAUCUGUAUUAAAUUGAGGAAAUCUUUAUAAAAUCUGUACUCUGUAUUAAGUCUGUAUGAGCAUGCAAAAAUCUGUAUAAUACAGAUAAAUCUGUAUAAAUGGCAUCUCUGCUGAGAAAACCCAUUCAAUGGGCUAGUAACCUUUUUGAUAGGUAUAACAACUAUGGGUAAAAGUUGGGUGGUUUAUUACCCAGUUUUACAUGAAGGAGCGCACCAAGAAUGAAUAAAGAAUUACUCAUUUUCAAAUAAUUCAGAAAUCAAUCAUGAUGAAUUUCCGGAUUACUUAGAAAUAGCAAAAUGAAUUAAGAUUAUUGGAAAUUUUUUUUUGGAAUAUUUACGUGGAUCAUGCCUGUAAUGAUGUUGGUUGUAAAUGUAGCUGCUAAAUGAAAAUCAGUUAACUCCUGAAACAAGAAUCAAACAUAAUAUCUCGAAAUCCAAACUAAAAAAGUGUCAAAACUUAUUUAAACUGGACAAAUUGGCGAGACAUGCACUCUGCUAAGCUCAUUUUCUGAUGAUUUAUGAAAAAUUCUCGCUUCCUAAAAUCAUUCAAGAACUUUUCAACCACUUAUUAUUGUUAUUAUUAUUUGACCCAUUUAUUUCAUUGACCAGCAAUAUGGAUAUCGGUAGUAUUUCACCUAGUUCUAUAUGUAAAUAAUAUCCAGCUUUUGAUAGCUCGAAUUGAAGUCGAAAAUGGGUAAUUGUGGUACUCAUAAACGGGUAUUUUAUUUCAACCGUGUAGACCGUAUCCUUAUUUGCUUUAAGUUAUUUAACAAUUGAACUGUCAAAAUUAAGCAUUCAGGGAUCUUUGACAACAGAGAAGAUAAAUACUGUGUUGAACUGACAACUGUUCGAUUUACAGUAACUGAUUUGUUUACGAGUCUAAAAAUGAAUUCACAAAAUAUGUGUGUCACAGUCGCAUCAAACAGCAUUCUUUAAUUCGAAAAUAUUGUAGCAACAGUAAGACAUAAAUGUCGCAUAACUUAAAAUCGUUAAGCUUCUACAAAACAAUCCUAGGAGAACAGUCAAUGUUGAAAAACGCAAAAAUAUCAUUUUGUUUUGAUGUACUAAAAGAACUGAUAUUUAGGAAGAAAACUACUGUUGCGUUUUGCAACAAUGGCUGUCAUUCUAAGAUUAUUGAUUGCCUCUUAAACUUGUUAGGAUCCAUCAUUGUUGCAACGGAAACUGAUUCAAAACAGCAGAUAACUUAAUUUACUUUUUCGGAAAUACAGUCGAAAUUCAUUACCGGUUUGAAAAAGUAGCAAUAGUAAUAACCAAAAUGGCGAACGAAAUAAGCUGUCAAUCGAAAUCGAAUCAUCAGUGGAUGACUGUGCUUUUGUCACCGCUCGCUUAGAUCCGGCAAUUUGUGAUAGUCAUUGGAGUUUUCAGCAGACUACAGCGCAGUUCAACGAAAGAAUACAAUUGCAAUAGACUACGGCUCCAAAAAAAAACACAACAAUGAUCGUAAUACUAGUAAGGAAUUAAGGAGGGGGAUGUGCAAAACAAAACGUGAACCAAAACUAACUGUGAAGGCAGAUUUUAGGUGGAAAAUCAUGCAAAUUAACGAUGCUAAUAAAUACAAUAGAUAAAGAAAAUUUUACACGAAUACUCAUCGACACAACUGCAAAACGGCUUAAAAUUCUUGAACCAAAACGCAAUAGAAUAAUGAAUAACAAUAAUACUCACUCACACAUCUUUAGAACAGUCAUUCUCAAGCAGAAAGCGCGAAACAAGGAAAGAAAAAAUUGAAAGAAAAUGCCUUUUCAAGUAAAACAGUAACUGUAGAACAUUAACACAUAAAGUCGUAGCUACUAAUUCACACUGACUAAAAUAGCACAUAGAUUUGUGAAUAAUUCAGAAAUAUAUAUAUUGAAGGUAUUUUACUAAACAUUCGAAACCGAGAGCCCAACACAAAUUCGCAGUAAACAAGUUUAGAUGUAGUAGUUAGAUGUACUUGUACAAAGAAAAAAAAACAAACAAAAAACCGUAUGCAUCAUAGUGGGCGCCGAGUGCGAAAUGCCAAUUCUGAUCGUAGUUCACUGAUCCCUAGUUAGUUUAUUUAGUGAACAUAAGAAGUGAACCACUCACACACACACAACCACGCGCACGCGCAAUGCAAUGUGAUGUAUAUCAGCUCUUACAAGUUACCAUAUCUUUUCGUUUGUGAUUCGUCAGAUUUCUACAUAUAUUAGAACAAUUAAGUUAAAUCAACCAAGCCUCUAAAAAACUCGCUCUCCUAGAAUUAUCAAUGUUUAUUCGCGUUACUUGACCAAAAAAAAACAAAAGAAGUGGUAUAUUUGUUCUAAAAAAUCACGCCUAGCCGAUAAGUAAAUGUGUGCUCGGAUCCAACCCCAAACACACAAACAUUCAUACUCACACUAAUUGCAAGCCAAACACGAAUCCAAUCGGUGAUAAUUUUGUUUUUGAAACUGCAGAUAGUGACAGCGUUAAAAAAGGUAAUGCGAAUCUUAUCCGAGGCAACAGGAAAACAAACAGAACCGGCGAAAAAAAAAUAUUUUCUUAGUACCAAAACAGCGCUCCUAUCUAGUGGACUACGUGAUAAACCAGUUUUUUUCUGUUUUUAUUUUAAGAUCUGCUGCUAGGAGAUGAUAACAAAUGAACUUUUACUGUUUUGGCCUCUUUUUUUUUAUGGGAUUUUUUUUUUUUUCAAUCAUAUAAUUUAUUAAGGCACACUGCUUAAGCUCUAAGAUGCCAAGGGCUUUUUCUAAUUUUAAUUAACAAAUAACUUAAAACUAGGAUAGUAUAUUAAGAUAAUGUAAUGACUUUGGCAGAUCCCGCCUUCAGCUGGCAAUCGGCACCGGCCGGCGUACUGAAUGUAACACGUUGGUAAGUAUCUUGGUAUUAGCCGCUUUUUUCUGUCCGUGUGGGUUCGCGGGGGACACCCCCAGGCUACGAAUACCAGGCCCAUAUUCAUCUCAUAGACUACAGCGGCCGUCCGUGGGCAAUGAUGAUGAUGUUACGGAGGAAAAUGAAAAAAAAAAUAUACAGAGAAGUAAAUAUUACGGAGAACAGAGUAAAAAGGGGAUAUGGGAACAAAAUGACUAAGAACGACAAAGAUCUAAUUAGUUGACAUCGAGAUGGUGAAAAAACGUGGGAGGGGGAAGCAGAAAAUUUAGUGACAGCAGAAAGAUCUUGUUAGUUCCAAUGAAGAUGGUGGACAGACGAGGGAUGGGGAGAUUCGGGCGGAUGUUAGUGUCGAACCUGUGGGUGGAGUUUCUUCUUCGCAUCAGUCGAGGAACAGGGGUAACUAACGCAGAUUACACUUGUAUAUUAAUGUGUUUAAGGAAUUUAUAUAUGAGUAACAUAUAUGAUAUAUCCCGACUCGCCAACACAUCUCGAACCGGAACAUCAGGUGGUCUACCUCGGGCCCUGAGGGAGUCCUUUAAAACAGACCUGGCGUCACAAUACCCCACACAUGACCAUACGACAUGCUCGAUGUCCUGAUAACCGUUGCCACAGGUGCAGAGACCGCUCUCCAUGACCCCAAUACGCCGAAGAUGUGCGUUGAAUGUGUAGUGAUUAGACAUGAGCCGAGACAUAACACGAAUGAAAUCGCGACUCACGUUCAUCCUCCUGAACCAAGGUUUCGUCGAUACCCUAGGGAUAAUGGAAUGUAGCCAUCGUCCCAGUUCGUCAUUACUCCAUGAAGUUUGCCAACUUUCAAGUGCUCUUCGACGAGAAAUACUGAAAAAUUCAUUGAAGCAGAUUGGUCUUUCAUAAAUAUCACCUUCUAAUGCGCCCACUUUAGCCAAUGAGUCUGCCUUUUCAUUUCCCGGAAUGGAACAAUGUGAAGGGACCCAGACUAACGAUAUUGAAUAAGACCGUUCAGAUAAAGUUCGCAAGUGUUCCCGUAUUUUCCCCAGGAAAUAUGGGGGAUACUUUCCUGGCUUCAUUGCCCGGAGAGCUUCUAUUGAGCUUAGACUGUCCGUGACAAUGAAGUAAUGGUCUUUGGGCAACGUUUCAAUGAUCUCGAGGGUGUACUGAAUAGCAGCUAAUUCUGCGACGUAAACUGAAGCCGGAUCACUGAGUUUGUACGAAGCGGUGAUGUUCUGAUUGAAGAUGCCGAAGCCUGUGGACUCGUUGAUGUUUGAUCCGUCAGUGUAAAACAUCUUUUCACAGUUGACUGUUCUAAAUUUAUUAUAAAAAAUAUUUGGGGCCACUUGAGGGCGCACGUGAUCCGGAAUUCCACGAAUCUCUUCUCUCAUGGAUGUGUCGAAAAACACAGUAGAAUCAGAAGUAUCCAACAAAUGAGCACGGUUGGAAACAAACGAAGAAGGAUUAAUAUUCUGAGCCAUGUAAUCAAAAUACAAGGACAUAAAACGGGUCUGAGAAUUGAGCUCGACAAGCCUUUCGAAGUUUUCAAUCACCAUCAGAUUUAAGAUAUCGCAUCGGAUUAGCAAUCGAUAUGAGAGAUCCCAGAAUCGAUUUUUCAACGGUAAGACGCCCGCAAGCACUUCGAGACUCAUCGUAUGAGUCGACUGCAUGCAACCUAAGGCAAUACGCAAACAACGAUACUGAACUCUUUCCAGUUUAAUGAAAUGGGUGUUCGCGGCGGAUCGGAAGCAGAAGCAUCCAUAUUCCAUUACGGACAAUAUCGUUGUUUGGUACAGCCUGAUCAGGUCUCCUGGGUGGGCACCCCACCAUGAUCCGGUUAUUGUACGAAGAAAGUUAAUUCUCUGUUGGCAUUUUUGUUUCAGAUACCUAACAUGACAUCCCCAGGUGCCUUUGGAGUCGAACCAGACCCCGAGAUAUUUAAAUGUGAAGACCUGAGCUAUGGUUUCACCCCUUAGUUGAAGCUGCAGUUGUGCUGGUUCUCGCUUCCUUACUGUUUUGGCCUCUCUUGGAUAUUGUUGCUUAGAUUUGAAAAUGCAUUGCUAACUCCGAUUUUGGAAAUCAAAUGACAGAACUGAAAUGACAUGAUAAAGGAUUUUUUUUUCGACUGACUCAGCCCUCUGUAAACGAGAGUUUGCUAAUUAAUUAACGAAUUCCAACCCAUUCGAAUAAUUCAUGUUUAUGAACGGUCAAAACUUUGAAAGACAAUGACGUAAAAUUCGAAAACAUUUGGCAAACGAAAAAAGAAGUUUUUCAAUCGUGUGAUGUUUGUUGUGGAUGCUGGUAGAAUUCAUGCGUUUUUUUUUGUCAACAACCAAUAGGAAAGAAAUUGCAGAUCAACUUUGGCUCUUCUUCCAAGUGGAUGUUGACAGGCGGCUUACUGCUCGUUAUCACAAAAGAACGCGAAGAUCAACCGGGAAAUUUUGAAUAAUGACAGAAGGUUUAUUGACCGUUUUCACUCAGCAACUGACAGUUAGCUAUGAGGACUGUUUUGAUAUGCUUUGCUCAAACAGAGAGUCGCUUGCUAUGAUUGAAUAUCGUUGUAAAUAUUGAGUGUACACGGAAAAUAAAAACUACCUAUUA